Trypanosoma conorhini is the source of this 452-nucleotide messenger RNA. RefSeq lists its product as uncharacterized. The record is from RefSeq and is a predicted model, not a curated record. The transcript has a single exon. Lineage: Eukaryota; Euglenozoa; Kinetoplastea; Trypanosomatida; Trypanosomatidae. The annotation marks the transcript as partial.
AUGGGGCUGUGUGCAACUCGCAGGCGCUACACGGCGGGGGCAUCAGCAUCCGGAGACGUCAUUCGCGUCGGAAGCGCCGAGCCGGCCCACGCACGCCGCGUGGCUGUUAGCGCGCGAGACGGGCAGAACACGGGCGAUGAAAACAAGGUGAGGGGGCGUCGUGGGUGCGGGCGCCCGCCCCCAUCACCCCUGCUCCGUCUAGGGCGAGAAGAGGGGCGGCCGCCGCCGCACGCCUACGCGCGCUCGCCGCGGAGGCAGAGGGCCAGGUGGAUGUCCUUCGGCUGGACCGUCACGCGGCCGCUGUGGAUGCACGCGCGGUUGGUGUCGGCGAGCAGCGACACGACGUACGACUCCGUCGCCUCCUGCGCCGCGAGGAUCGCGCUGCUCUGGAAGCGCAGGCCCUCCUUCUGCGCCCCCGACACCUCCCGCACCAGGCGCUGGAAGGGCGCCUU